AUUCUGUUACACACAAAGAAGAUGGUUUUGCUGGCUCUGUAAGCACAAAAAGGGAAGAGGAAAAUUGUUAAAGGCAGAGUGGAUAUGACUUGAAUUUUUCAGCAGGAUCUCAGCACUAUUACUAGGGGUGAAGAACCAUCUCCUUCCAGCCAGUUUUCCAAUAACUUCAAAAAAAGAAUUAAGGUUGGAAAUAACCCCUUUCUGGCCAGAGAGCUGGUGAGCCUUUAAUUUAAGAUUUAACUUUUUCACUUGGUGAUACAUUCAACCCCAUCAAGAUAUUCUGCUGAACCUAAUUCUUCCCAGUAAUAUUAGUUUUAUAACAGAACUGUGCUAAAAUCAGAUUUUUUUGCUUGACUCCUGUUUAAGUUGGAGCUGAAAGAAGAAUCAACUCUGUGUCUCUUGGGUACAUGCUGCAAAAAAAUUUAAGGGCAUCAUUUGUCAAGCUUGUACAACAGUGAACAGUGUGUAGGGAAAUGAAACAACCCUUGGUAACUCCUGACAGAGAAAUGACUUCGUGUACAACUACGAUGUGAUCUGUGUUUGGUCUACAUUUUUCUCAAGUUAGAUUGAGGAAAAAGGCCGUGCUUCCUUCAGUGCAUCAGCAGAACAGGAAACUGCCUCAAAAAUAUCAUUCCUAGAGGUGUUGUAUACCACCUGAGCCCAAGCACACAUAAUUUUGAUCAGUUCAGGAGGAUUUGGUGUAUUAGCUCACACUGCUUUGUAGGUUUGAAGACAAUAUAAGUGUGAUGUCUAAGCUAGCAAUGUGGUGGCAGGACCCAGCUCUUCUUUCCUGAUUAUACAAAAGCAACUAAUUAUCCUCACCGGAAUUCACUGACCUUGCUAAAUCUUCAGCGGAGACAGACCUUAAAAUAUUUGAUUCUGAAAAGCAAACUUUAUCCACAGUUGGUAGAAGAGGAUUUGUAUGAAAAUGCCCACACAAGUUUAACCAGAGCUGCUGUCACUGCUGUUUCUUGUACACCACAGUCCCAGGUCUCUGUCAGAGCAGAACCUCAGAAAGCUGACAUCCACCUCCAUCCACAGGUAAUUAUAACCCCACUAAUAACCACUCACUUUGCCAGUACUGUGAUUAAUCACAUUAGAUUUGCUCAAAACCUGAAGGACACCGACUGGAGUAACAGACCCACAGUAAUCACUGCUUUGAAAAGCUCCAUGCCAAGUAUAUUCUAAAUAACACGAGGUUUUGUCCAUAGGUUGGGAGAUGCUUCAUGAUGGAUAAAGCCAUUCAGCACCCCAGUGAGAUCCUGCCCAACCAAUCUGUCUCCAACUUUAGCUUUUCUCAGUUUCUGAACUUUGACACAUGCCAGCUUUCCUUCCUUGCAGAGUUCUUGCUUAUUACAGCUUACACCUUAGUUUUACUAGUGGGGCUUUUUGGGAAUCUUUGCUUGAUUAUUGUAAUAAAGAGGAGGAAAGAAGCUCAAAAUGUUACCAACAUUUUGAUCGCCAACCUCUCUUUAUCAGAUGUCUUGAUCUGUAUCAUGUGCAUCCCUGUCACGGUUGCAUACACCUUAAUGGACCACUGGAUAUUUGGGGAAGCAAUGUGUAAAAUGGGUUCUUUCAUACAAAGUUUAUCUGUCACGGUCUCCAUUUUCUCCCUUGUGCUCAUUGCUGUUGAGAGGUAUCAGUUAAUUGUGAACCCACGUGGCUGGAAGCCCAACAUUUCACACGCUUACUGGGGAAUUCUUUUCAUCUGGGGGCUCUCCCUCGUAAUAUCCCUUCCUUUUUUAAUAUUUCACCAGUUGACAGAUGAGCCCUUCAAACACCUGUCUUUCCACAGUGAUUUCUACAAGAACAAGGUGGCUUGCAUCGAAGCGUGGCCCUCUCUCACAGAGAGGCUGAUUUUCACCACCAGCCUGCUGGUUUUCCAGUACUGCUUCCCCCUGGGGUUUAUUUUCAUCUGCUACCUCAGGAUAUUUGUGUGUCUUCGAAGGAGACGCUUUAAGAUAGACAGGAUGAGGGAGAACGAGAGCAGGCUGGGUGAAAACAAAAGGAUUAACAUGAUGCUGGUGUCAAUUGUUGUGACUUUUGCAGCUUGCUGGUUGCCUCUCAAUAUAUUCAACGUGGUUUUUGACUGGAACUACGAGGCACUGAUGAGCUGCAAUCACAACCUGGCAUUUACCAUCUGCCACCUCGUGGCCAUGGUCUCAACAUGUAUCAACCCCAUCUUCUAUGGAUUUCUGAACAGGAACUUUCAGAAGGAUUUGAUAGUAUUAGCUCACCACUGCACAUGCUCAGCAUCCCAGGAGGAAUAUGAGAAUAUUGCCCUUUCAAAUCUGCAGACUGAUGCAUCUAAGGGGUCUCUGAAAUUAAAUAAUCCCCGUGUGGAUAUAUAAAACAAUCCAACAGCAGCUUCCAAAAUUUUGUGUUUUGUUGCAGGUGGCCUCUUUCUGUAGGUCUUGGUCACGUUACCACCAAGUUUAGAGGGAGUUUUUGCCAUUUAGUUCAGCAAAACCAGGAUUAUGCUCCCACAGGCAUACUCUUAACAGGUCCUUAAUGAUAGUAUUAAUGCUAAUAAACCACUUCCAAGAGUCAGAAAGAUCAAUAAUAAGGAAUUAUAAACAGUAUUAACAUCUUACUUUUUUAAUCCACAGUUUCAAAGUGACUGGCAUCCAACCUUGGCUCCAAAAAAUCAUUUCCAUUUCAACCACUGAUGGGAUGUCCUCCCUAAACCCCAGCUUCCAAGUAAACCCUGAACACUGGGGUGUUCCUGACUUCAGCAUCCUUUCUCAUAGUUCUCUGGCCUUUUGAUUUUCCUACCCUACA
This is a messenger RNA of Empidonax traillii (willow flycatcher), 2781 nucleotides long. Its product is annotated as neuropeptide Y receptor type 6-like. Lineage: Eukaryota; Metazoa; Chordata; Aves; Passeriformes; Tyrannidae. Bases 1227 to 2351 code for a protein of 374 amino acids. The transcript is spliced from 3 exons. The record is from RefSeq and is a predicted model, not a curated record. Gene Ontology annotation, biological process: G protein-coupled receptor signaling pathway. Gene Ontology annotation, molecular function: neuropeptide Y receptor activity; neuropeptide binding. Gene Ontology annotation, cellular component: neuron projection; plasma membrane.